CUACUGUAGUUUGUUGUUAUUAAUAUCUGUUGUUUCUUGUACCUCGAUUAUAUAUCGUAUUGUUUUGUUCUAGUUUUUGUAUUAUUACUAUCUGUUGUUUCUUGUAUCUCAAUUAUAUAUCGUAUCAUUUUGUUCUAGUUUUUGUUUUGUUACUUUCUUGUAUCUCAAUUAUAUAUCGUAUCAUUUUGUUCUAGUUUCUGUUUUGUUACUAUCUGUUGUUUCUUGGAUCUCAAUUAUAUAUCCUAUUGUUUUGUUCUAGUUUCUAUUUUGUUUACUGUCUGUUGUUUUUGUUAUUACUAUGUACUUCCGUUACUUCUUUUUCAGAAAUGCUUUGGACUUUUUUUUUGGAAAUAGCCUAUCUACCUCUGAGGUAGGGGUAAUGUAUGCGUACCCUCCCCAAACUCCACUUUGUGGAACUACAUUGGGUAUGAGAGGUUUUGAUUGUCUCAAGGGGAUUAAACAUUACUAUGCUUACAUAUAAAAAAUAAUUUUGGCUUUGUAUACAUGUAUGGUGCUAUUUUUCGGGGAGGGGGUGGAUCGGAUGAACCCCUUUGCGUCCCAUUAGUUCUACCCCUGACUCGUAGUAUGGUAAGAGAGAGGUUUUUUGGGUUUAAUAACAGUAGUGUCUAGGUUAGCAGCUGCGGAAAUCUCAACUAAUCAACUUUAUACCGGUAAUCGAUCCUGUCAAUUAAGGCUUAGGUAGAUGAAAUGAAUUCGUCAUUUCAUCUGAUCCGUGAGGUUGUUAUUUCAAACUCUUGUCCUAUUAGUCUAUAUGUACCUUCGUUUGAAAUAGUGUUCUUUUUUCUUCUCCCCGAAAGGAUUCUAAAGGAGAAAAGGUUAGAAACAUUGGACUUAAGUGAUGGGAGAUGCUUGUAAGUAUGCAGUUGUUACAGGAGCAAACAAGGGAAUUGGCUUUGAGACUGUUAAGCAGCUCGCCAAUUCAGGUGUAACAGUUGUCUUAACUGCCAGAGAUGAAAAGAGAGGAACUGAAGCAACAUCCUUGCUGAAUGAACAAGGAUUUUCAAAUGUUGUGUUUCAUCAGCUUGAUGUUCAAAAUGCUCAGAGCAUUGAUUCCUUAGCAAAGUUCAUACAAAAACAAUAUGGGAGGCUUGAUAUUCUGGUAAAUAAUGCUGGAGCUUCUGGAGUUGUACCUAAUGAAGAUGUCCUAAGGGCCAUGAACAUAGAUCUUGUAGACUGGUUACCAGGGAAAACUUUCGAUGACAUUCAAGCUGUGAUGAAAACAACGUACAAGCAAGCCAAAUUAUGCUUGGACACUAAUUACUAUGGUGUUAAGAAUGUUACUGAAGCUCUUCUUCCAUUGCUGCAAAAUUCCCCUUCACCAAGGAUUGUUAAUGUCUCCUCCCGUAAAGGUGCUUUAAAUCGAAUGCCAAACGAGGAGAGGAGAAAGGAGCUCGGAGAUAUUGUAAACCUGACAGAAGAAAAAAUCGACGAGAUUCUGCAGAAUUUUUUGCAUGAUCUGAAACAAGAUGCUCUCGAGGUGAACGGUUGGCAGAUGAGUGGACCAGUCUAUAGCAUAUCAAAACUAUUACUUAAUGCUUACACCAGAGUUCUUGCAAGAAAGUACCUGAAAAUGUGUAUUAAUUGUGUCCAUCCUGGUUUCGUCAACACAGAUAUAACCUGGCAUACAGGAACAAUGCCUGUUGAGGAAGGAGCUGAAGGACCUGUCAUGCUAGCUCUUUUGCCUGAUGGAGGACCUACUGGUUGCUACUUUGAUCGUACAGUAGUCUCCGAGUUUUAGAUAUAACAAUAACUAUGCCUCAGUUCCAAACAAGUUGGUAAGGUUUAGUGAAAGAAAAGUUUCUUUUAGCAUCUCUUGAUAUUUGGUUAAAUUUCUGAGCCUGGUUGGUGUCCAGACGUUGAAAUGACGAGGGGAGGGAAGGAUUAUACUGAUCAUUCCUCCAUUCUUAGACAUCAUUUGUGGAACUACACUGGCUAUAUGGUUCUUUUUCCUGCUUGAUA
This is a messenger RNA of Solanum tuberosum (potato), 1980 nucleotides long. RefSeq names its product short-chain dehydrogenase/reductase 2b-like. Bases 860 to 1759 code for a protein of 299 amino acids. The transcript is spliced from 4 exons. Gene Ontology annotation, cellular component: membrane. Lineage: Eukaryota; Viridiplantae; Streptophyta; Magnoliopsida; Solanales; Solanaceae. Gene Ontology annotation, molecular function: oxidoreductase activity, acting on the CH-OH group of donors, NAD or NADP as acceptor. The record is from RefSeq and is a predicted model, not a curated record.